Messenger RNA from Caenorhabditis briggsae, 2526 nucleotides. The record is from RefSeq and is a predicted model, not a curated record. The transcript is spliced from 8 exons. Bases 1 to 2526 code for a protein of 841 amino acids. NCBI's taxonomy places the organism in Eukaryota, Metazoa, Nematoda, Chromadorea, Rhabditida, Rhabditidae.
AUGGAUCUCUUUGAUGAUAUGGAAUUCAAUGACCAACUAGAUCGAUUAGAACAACUUGAUGAGCUGAGAGCUGAAAUACACAUGGAUAUGGACAUAGAGUUGAAUGUAGGUCAACUAGGAGACCCGUUUGAUCUUCGAGUUGAUCGAGAAGAAAAUAUCGUCAACCCACAGCCUGAAGGAAUGGAACAAGCAGCUGGUGAUGUCCCCGGAAGAAAUCGUCAAGAAGCAGGUAAUCUGGGUGUUGGUGCCGGUGAUCCAGAAGUUCAGCCAGUAGAAAAUCAAAAUGGUGCAGCCAGUGACACAGGAGAGUCUACCAAUAAACCUUCUGAAGACAACCUUAAGGAGGACCGAAUUGAAGCUAUUCUGACUCCCAAAGGGACGGAGAUGAAAGGAUUCUCUUGUAUGAUUUGCUAUGAUCCAUUCAACACUGGAAAACGAAUUCCAAAAGUUUUUCCUUGUGGACACACGUUCUGUCUCAGUUGUGUCGGCGGACUUAUGAAAAAUAGGACAUAUUUGAGCAGAUCUACUGUCGUUUGUCCAACGUGCCGGCAGAAUACUCAGUAUCCCAUGACUCUUAAUCCCGAAAAAGUUCCCACAAAUUAUAGUGUGCUUUGUAAGUUGUAUAUUACUUAUUUAAUCUGUUAUAUUUUCAUUAUAGCAAUGUUGGAACAACGAAAAGAGGAAAGCAAUGCGAAAACUGAGAAAGAAAUGCUAGAAUGUAAUACAUGUCAUGAAGUUUUGGACGGUGAAAAAGUGACUUUAUGCAACGAAAGUGAAUGCCAAAAUAUAAGUGAUGAAGGUAAACUUCUGGGGACAGACAGUAUCGUAGGUUUCAAACGUAUGAAAUGCCUACUGGUCUGUUCUACAUGUAUUGAGAAAAAUCACUCUCGUCACAAUUUUACUCCAUUUGUGAAGGUAGUGGCACAAUACGAAGCGAAUCAAAAGAUCUGCUCAGCUGAAUCAAAUCUCGUUAAAGCAUUUAAAGCUGCCGAUGAUGCGCUAAUUGGCUUGAAACUCGCGGAGACUGAGCUGUUAGAUCAUAGACGAAGAAUGACAAACGCGAUUGAAAACAUUCGCUCCCAGGCUGAUCAUCCAAUGAUCUACGAAUAUCUCAAUCGUUUCACAACAUCUGUCAAAGCUUCUGAACAACUCUUCAAACGAUUAACCGGAGACAUGAAUGGAUUUGAUUUUAUAUCAAAGUCUCGGUACUAUCGUGCAUUUGGUAACGAUUCGCUUCGUCCAAUAUCAAUCACUCCAAUCAACGCGGGCUCGAAAGGAGCGUUGGAGCCGAAGCAAGAGCCAGUAGAUGAAGCAAAUAUUCGUCCCCGUGUUGACAGGGUACCGAGAGGGUUGAAUCGAGAUAUGGCUCGGCGCGCAAGAGUAAAUGUCUUUGGCCCGUUCCAUGCUCGCAGAGCGGGAGCUCUUGGUCCAGAUAUGGAUUUCCCAAAUAUUGGAAAUAUGUUCGAUCAGAUUAUGCAGCAGCUUGAUGUUGCAGUAGACCCGUUUGGAGGUGCUAAUCGUGGUUUAUUUGGGCAACCGGCUGAGAAUGCUGCAAACGCUGUGAAUGAUGCUAACGCUGCACCGGCAAACAUCGCCGGAGCUGAACCACAAAAUAAUGCAGCAGUUCAAGAUCCAGCGCAAAUCCGAGGCGCCAGGAAUCCUCUUGGUAAUCGAUUCGACAUGUGGGGAGUUCGUGCUCCAUGGCAACAUCGCCGUAACGUUCGCAACGAAAAUUGGAGAGAUUUCAGAGGGAUUCGCCUUAGACUGGAGGCGGCAAGAGAUGCCAACGCAGCUCUUCAAGUUCCUGAAAUCCAGCAAGUGAUAGAUGAUUUAAGAGACCGUGGCGAUAAUAUUCUUGACAAUGAUCUCAGAGGGCGACGACCCCCGUUGCUCCAUCCCCAUGCUGAUAUGGUUCGCGAGUUUGAGCUUGCUGAAGGUCAUUUGAACAGACUACGGGUACGAUUGGAUCGUCUAAAUAGAGAUAAUGUCCGCGAUGAGCAUCCUCUACCUCCAGCGGAUGUAGCUGAACCCGCUCCUGUCCGGUUUGUCGAUCAAAUAAUCGACGAACCUCUGCCACAGUUGCCACCUAUCGAUGGUUACAACCAGGAACAAAUCCAAAGAGCUGAGAUCGUUGAGCUUGUUCGACGCGUUAGUGCUAUGGUGAGAAAUGAAGCUCAUGCCGAGGCUGAUGCCAACGGACAACCACUACCCAACAACUAUCGUUUACCACUGCUACUGAAUCCGGACGAGAAUCCAGGAGCUCCGGAUCAUCGCAAUUUGCUGCCACAUCAAGUUGAACCAUUUCUCAUUGAUCUCAGAGCCCUCGAGCUAGAAUGGAUUCAACGAGGUAGGGAUCGCCGUGCUCGAGCUGCGCUCGUAGUCCAGGAAGCUGCACAAGUCAAUCAGCCUGCAAAUGAUGCCGAAGCGGAAAAUAAUGUCGUUAGAGGUAACAUCCAAACUUGCGGAAACCAACGUGUACCUUCUCCAAUUCCUGAUGAGCCAGCCGCUAAACGUCAUCGCCGAUGA